AUGACAUGUGCCGAAAAUGCAACAUGGGAGAUUGAGCCUUAUUUAGAAGAAAAAUGUUAUCCAUGGUUGUAUCCAAAUGGUAAACAUGGUGAAGCUGAUCCGGAAAGACCUAUAUCGAUAGAUUUACGAGAGUGCUAUAAACAACGCUUGAAAUCUUGUGAUAAUCGAUGGCAGAAAGAUCCAACUUGGAUAUUCAGAGCACGUAAUAUAUUACAAAGACAAGAUUUGUGUAAAUCAGUUAAUUAUCAUGCGAAACGGAAAGAUGUAGAUGGAAAGAUGUGUUAUUUAAUUUAUGCUGGUAAAUAUCGUUUAUUAAUAAUUAAAAUUAUUUAUUUGCUCCACAAUGAAAUAAAUGCUGUCUAUUUAAAUAUGCUAGAUAAAGGAAUGGUGAUUCGUGGUUCUGCAGCAUUUUGGGCGAAGGCAAGGCGUCAUCCUAGAUCUAUGUAUGCAACAUUGGGAAAACCUUUUAUUUUUCUUUCAGAUAAUUUACAAGAUGAUGUCGAAUUUUUAACUAAUAUUGAUUCUGAUAAAUUUGGUUCACCGUGCAAUCCUAAUUGGGAAGCGAUUGAUUCUUUAUCAGAUGAUGAAUAUCUUAUGAUAGUCAAUGAAAAUGCAGCACUUGUAGCACGUAUGUGUAAACGUCGAAUAGCUGGUUUUGGAGAGUAUAUCAAUAACAAGACAUAUCAAUUUCUUAUUGAUUAUGUUGUUUGUUAUUACUUUUUAAAAGUUGAAUUUAAACGAGAUGGAUUGCCACAUUUACAUGUUUUAUUAUGGGUGGAAAAUCCUCCUUCUAUAGAAUCAAGCGAAGGGCGACAAAUAAUACUUGAAUUCGUUGACAAGUUUCUUAUUGCUGAAUUACCUGAUAGAGAUAAGGAGCUACAUCUUUACAAACUAGUUCGUAAAUAUCGAUGGCAUAAACAUACGUUUACUUGUAGUAAAAAUAAAGCUGCUUUCAGAAUUCGAAGAGGAAAAAGUAGUUUAACAUCUGAAGAGAAACUUGAAGUUCAACAAACGCCACAUUCCACGAAUAAUAUGAAUCGAAUUAAUGAAGAUGAAAUAUAUGAAAAAGUUGAUGCAGAUCAUAAUCCAGAUGUGAUACAAACAAAAGUUGAAAAACGAGAGUUUUUUGAACGCUCUAGAUGUCGGUUUGGAAAACCAGAGCCAUUAGCAGCUGAAACACAUUUUCGUAUGCAUAAUGAAGCAAAAAUUUUGACACGUGGUGACCGACACAUCAUCAUGAAAAGAACAACACAAGAAUCACGCCGAAUUAUUCCAUAUAAUUUGAAUUUACUUAAAACAUUUAAAUGCAAUCAUGAUAUUCAAAUUGCAACUGAUUCUUGGGCAGCUGCUGAAUAUCUUUUUUCUUAUAUCAGUAAAGAGGCUCAUAUGGAAAAGGAUCUUGUCCAAAAAUUAGCCGGAUGUGCAUGCACUACUCUUGAAGAAGCAAGAAAAGUUUUAUUAAAAGCAGGAAAUGCUGUUUUAUCACAUAGGCAAAUAGGAAAAAUUGAAGCUGCCUGGGUAUUCCUCUAUACCGAUGUUCGAUGGCUACAAUUCAUUGGGAGAGCAAAAAUUGGUCGAUACGAAAAUUGGUCCAUAAGAAAAUUGACCGAUACGAUAAUUGGUGUAGAAACGUAUAAUAAUAUAGUUAGUUUGUUUUUAUCAAAAAUAGAAACUGAUACUCUUCAGUAG
Rotaria socialis is the source of this 1689-nucleotide messenger RNA. NCBI's taxonomy places the organism in Eukaryota, Metazoa, Rotifera, Eurotatoria, Philodinida, Philodinidae. The record is from the annotation of a GenBank genome assembly.